Molecule: messenger RNA, 696 nt
Organism: Culicoides brevitarsis
Lineage: Eukaryota; Metazoa; Arthropoda; Insecta; Diptera; Ceratopogonidae
Product: relaxin receptor 1-like
Exons: 1
Coding region: 1-696 (231 amino acids)
Cellular component (GO): plasma membrane
Molecular function (GO): protein binding
Source: RefSeq, a predicted model, not a curated record
AUGCGAUUACUCAUUUUUUCUGCCCUUUUUCACGUGGUUUUUGCGACACGUGACGAAUUUACGUGCCAAUUGAUGCCGGAAACGGGCGUUUGUUGGUUCAAAAGUCUCGCACGCGACGCUGCAACUCCGAAUUUCGUCGCGAAAAGCAACAUCCCGGCGGCGGAAGUGACAAAAACCAAUCUUGGAGGCGGGCAUGGAUCACAUUUGCAUGUCUUAACGAGCGAUAUUUGUCAAGCAUUUCCGAAUUUGCGGGAUUUUAACGCCCAGCUCCUGUAUUUGCACGAACUCGAAGCGGGGGUUUUCGAAAAUUGUCACGAUCUGGAGGUCAUUAACUUGGAAGUGAAUCGUUUGCAGCACCUGGAUGUCGAUUUGUUCAAAAAUAAUCAAAAAUUACGGAAAAUUCAUCUGGCGGAUAAUUUGUUGCAAAGUAUUGACUUGAAAAUUUUCAAUGGACUCACGGAAUUAGAAGAGCUGGAUUUAAAUAAAAAUCAAUUAAAAAGUUUUUCGGUAGCAGAAAUGCCAAAAUUAUCAAAACUGCAUUGGUUGACACUGCAUAAAAAUGAAUUAAAAGACCUGAAUUUGGAGCAAUUGUUUGAAAAAUGUCCAAAACUCGCAGAAACAGGAGCACAUUUGAGACUUUGUCCCGGAAAUCGCUUUGAAAAAGACGCCAAAUUCAAGUGCGAUGAAAUUAAUUAA